Molecule: messenger RNA, 844 nt
Organism: Clupea harengus (Atlantic herring)
Lineage: Eukaryota; Metazoa; Chordata; Actinopteri; Clupeiformes; Clupeidae
Product: polymeric immunoglobulin receptor-like
Exons: 3
Coding region: 101-844 (247 amino acids)
Cellular component (GO): plasma membrane
Molecular function (GO): transmembrane signaling receptor activity
Source: RefSeq, a predicted model, not a curated record
GGGUUGAACUCGCACUGCCAAGCCGUAUAUCAUCGACUGUCAUCGAGACAGAGUUUCGAGAAGAGAAACAUCAGAAUCGAUCUGCUUGGAUAUCUGGACAAUGAAGAUCCUACUCAUCUUAAUCCUUUGCCUGAUUGAAGGUGGGGUCGUGGCAUUUAACCUGACAGGAUAUGCAGGGGGAUUGAUCCUAAUCAAGUGUAAUUCCACGUUUGACAAAUCUACCAAGUCUUUCUGCAAGGAAGCAAAAACCUUUGGCUGUGAUGAACUUUUUAAGAGCAAUGUGUCAGAACAUUGGCAAGGAAAAGGACGAAUCUCUCUGUAUGACAACAACUCAAAAGGCUUCUUUAAGGUGGCCAUGCGAAACUUAACAGUGAGUGAUACUGGCAAAUACUGGUGUAAAGUCAAUGGAAGGAAGAUUAAUGGCACUGAAGUACAUCUGAAUGUAAUUGAAGAUAAAAGAGAAUCCAGGAUUGAGCUUGGAUCUGUGGGACAAGACAUAUCCAUUAAGUGCCCGUAUGACAUAAAGUACACAAAUGAGCUGAAAUACCUGUGUAAAAAUGAAGGUGUUGCAUGCAAGGACAGAAUAAGAACAGGGAUAAAGGACAAAUGGUUCAAUAAUUCUGACAAUCCCAAUAAGGACAAAAAAAGAUUCUCUCUCUACGACAACACCACUGAAGGAAUCUUCACGGUCUCCAUCACAAAUCUCACAAAAGAGGAUGCUGGGAUAUACUGGUCUGGUGUCCAUGUCUCAUUUCAGGAGAACUCUCCCCUCUCAGUGGACAAUAUCACUGAAGUCAUACUGAACGUCAAGAAUGGUAAUAGUUCUAUUUUGCUGCGUCUUUGA